AUGUUUGAAGAUGACGAGGACGAGAUUUAUGAAGCCAUUUAUGAAAACGGGCACUGGGUGUGGGAUACCCGGGAGGAAGCAUUAAAAUUUAUAAGAAAUGUGGUGUCAGAGUCAGACGUGUACGCGCCACGAUCAACCACUAAGCUCAAAACAAUCGAGUUUAAAGAUGACAAAGAUCUUUGGGAGCAGGACGUGAAGGAUGUGGUGUUAUUUACAGCGCCAACUUCAAUAUUGUCUCCAGCAGUGAUAAACAUGUUACACCUGCCCACCACGGAGCGGUUUUUACGAGCUUUAAUAUUGUGCUGCCAGUACUACUUACAGGUAUCAGAAAUAAUGACAAAUCGAACUAUAGAGCUGGAAACAAAGUUGCGAACUGAAAAUAGCGCGGAAAUAGAAGCCAGAUACAGUGAUGAUAUGGAAGAUCUAAGAUUGCUCAUCGCUAAGGAUUAUUAUAUGAUGCUUCUAGGUGAGGGAGAUUUUGCUAAAUAUCAUCACAUGGGUCCUCAAAAACUACACUCACUUUCCAAAAAAGAGGCUGCUUUUUUUGAAACUAUACUGAAGAUAGCCAUUCAAAUCGUCUGGAUUGCUCUUGAAUUGGAGGUAAAUAGAAUAUUUAAAUCUGAUAUUUACAACUCCGCGGAGCACAAAUUGAAUACAAACUAUCAAGUUAAAAUGAAUGACAGAGAGCAGUCUGUAUUAUUUGGACACUGCCUGCAUCUUGGUAAAAAAGUUAACAGCAACUCACCUCUUAUAAACGAGGUAUACUGCCACCGCGGAAUCGACUACCGUUUGUUUGGGCUUGGGGCUAUAAAAUAUCCAGGAUUAAAAACACGCUUAAGUUUUUUGGAAGGUAUACUAUCAGAACCAGAAGAAAAGUUUACAGAAUAUGGCUUUACUCUUGGAAUUUUGGGACUCGCUCGUUCGAGAUUUGAUAUAAUGUUAAAAGAAAUUAAAGCCUUUGCAGGCGCAGGAAGCGUGUCUUCAGCUAACAUCAGACACAGUUUAUCAAGGACAUCAAGAGUAAUGUCUCGUAAAAGCACAGCAUCCGCUAUUCCACAGAAGCUGUAUCCAAACAUUUAUAUACCGAGGAAGGACGAAAUAAAUGACAUCCUUGCCGACUUUUGUAAAGAAUCUCUUCCAAAGCUAAAAAAGAAUGAAGAACAACGUUUGAAAUGGAUUCACCGCAUCACUGGAAGAAAAGCUCUUAGGAAAGAUAUAAAAAAAGUUCCUUGA
This is a messenger RNA of Danaus chrysippus (African queen), 1233 nucleotides long. Lineage: Eukaryota; Metazoa; Arthropoda; Insecta; Lepidoptera; Nymphalidae. The record is from the annotation of a GenBank genome assembly.